Molecule: messenger RNA, 8673 nt
Organism: Orcinus orca (killer whale)
Lineage: Eukaryota; Metazoa; Chordata; Mammalia; Artiodactyla; Delphinidae
Gene: PRDM16
Product: PR/SET domain 16
Exons: 17
Coding region: 235-4059 (1274 amino acids)
Biological process (GO): regulation of transcription by RNA polymerase II
Cellular component (GO): nucleus
Molecular function (GO): RNA polymerase II transcription regulatory region sequence-specific DNA binding; DNA-binding transcription factor activity, RNA polymerase II-specific; histone H3K9 methyltransferase activity
Source: RefSeq, a predicted model, not a curated record
GGCCGAGGAGAGCCCCCCAAUCCCGCGCCGAGGAGGCGGCGGCGGCGGCGGCGGCGCGACGAUGAGGAUGAUGAAUACAUUGCAAAGUUUUUUUGGCCCCGGCGAGGGGUGUCAGAUUGAGUGCUCUGUGCGCAUGUGCGAAGGUGUCCAAACUGACAAUGCUGGGGAGAUGAAGAUAGUGUGUAGCUGCUUCUGGACUCAAGGAGGAGGAGAGAGAUUCCGCGAGCCGACACCAUGCGAUCCAAGGCGAGGGCGAGGAAGCUAGCCAAAAGUGACGGCGACAUUGUAAAUAACAUGUACGGGCCGGACCCCGACCUGCUGGCUGGCGAGAGCGCCGAGGACGAGACCGAGGACAGCAUCAUGUCCCCCAUCCCCAUGGGGCCGCCGUCCCCUUUCCCCACCAGCGAGGACUUCACGCCCAAGGAAGGCUCGCCCUACGAGGCCCCCGUCUACAUUCCUGAGGACAUCCCCAUCCCACCGGACUUCGAGCUCCGCGAGUCCUCUAUCCCCGGGGCCGGCCUGGGGAUCUGGGCCAAGAAGAAGAUGGAGGUCGGGGAGCGGUUUGGCCCGUACAUGGUGGCGCCCCGGGCCGCGCUGAAGGAGGUGGACUUCGGCUGGGAGCAAAUGCUGACGGACGCAGAGGUGUCGUCCCAGGAGGGCUGCAUUCAAAAGAUCUCCGAAGACCUGGGCAGUGGGAAGUUCUGUGUGGACGCUAAUCAGGCCGGGGCCGGCAGCUGGCUCAAGUACAUCCGCGUGGCGUGCUCCUGUGACGACCAGAACCUCACCAUGUGUCAGAUCAACGAGCAGAUUUAUUAUAAAGUCAUUAAGGACAUUGAGCCAGGAGAAGAGCUACUGGUCCACGUGAAAGAAGGCUCGUACUCCCUGGGGACGGUGCCCCCCAGCCUGGAUGAGGACCCCACGUUCCGCUGCGACGCGUGUGACGAACUCUUCCCGUCCAAGCUGGACCUGCGGCGCCACAAGAAGUACGCGUGCAGCUCGGUGGGGGCCGUGCUCUACGAGGGCCUGGCCGACGAGCUCAAGCCCGAGGGCCUGGGCGGCGGGGGCACCGACGGGCAGGCCCACGAGUGCAAGGACUGCGAGCGGAUGUUCCCCACCAAGUACAGCUUGGAGCAGCACAUGAUCGUCCACACAGAGGAGCGAGAGUACAAGUGCGACCAGUGUCCCAAGGCCUUCAACUGGAAGUCCAACCUCAUCCGCCACCAGAUGUCCCACGACAGUGGCAAGCGCUUCGAAUGUGAAAACUGUGUGAAGGUGUUCACGGACCCCAGCAACCUGCAGCGGCACAUCCGCUCCCAGCACGUGGGCGCCCGGGCCCACGCCUGCCCCGACUGCGGGAAGACGUUCGCCACGUCCUCGGGCCUCAAGCAGCACAAACACAUCCACAGCACCGUCAAACCUUUCAUAUGUGAGGUCUGCCACAAGUCCUACACGCAGUUCUCCAACCUGUGCCGCCACAAGCGCAUGCACGCCGACUGCCGUACGCAGAUCAAGUGCAAGGACUGUGGGCAGAUGUUCAGCACUACCUCUUCCCUCAACAAGCACCGGCGCUUCUGCGAGGGCAAGAACCAUUACACGCCGGGCAGCAUCUUCGCUCCGGGCCUGCCCCUGACCCCCAGCCCCAUGAUGGACAAGGCCAAGCCACCCCCCAGCCUCAACCACGCCAGCCUGGGCUUCAACGAGUACUUCCCCUCCAGGCCGCACCCGGGGAGCCUGCCCUUCUCGGCGGCGCCCCCCGCCUUCCCCGCACUCACGCCCAGCUUCCCGGGCGUCUUCCCUCCGUCCCUGUACCCCCGGCCGCCCCUGCUACCUCCCAUGCCGCUGCUCAAGAGCCCCCGGAACCACACGCAGGACGCCAAGCUCCCCAGCCCCAUGGGCAACCCGGCCCUGCCCCUCGUCUCCGCCAUCGGCAGCAGUGGGCAGGGCUCCACGGCGGCCGCGGGGCCCGAGGAGAAGCCGGAGAGCCGCCUGGAGGACGCAUAUGCCGCCAAGCUCAAGCCCCGGGGCAGCGACCUGUCCGACGGCAGCGACUUCGAGGAUAUCAACACCACCACCGGGACUGACCUGGACACAACCACGGGCACGGGCUCCGACCUGGACAGCGACGUGGACAGCGAUCGCGACAAGACCACGGACAGGGGCAAGGCGGCCGAGGGCAAGCGCGAGCUUGGGGGCGGCGCGGCGGCGCCCGGCGCCCCGGAGAGCACAGGCGAGGUGCCCGUCUUCUACUCCCAGCACUUCUUCCCACCGCCCGAGGAGCAGCUGCUGACAGCGUCGGGCGCCGCGGGCGACUCCAUCAGGGCCAUCGCGUCCAUCGCCGAGAAGUACUUCGGGCCCGGCUUUGUGGGCGCGCAGGAGAAGAAGCUGGGCGCGCUGCCCUACCACUCCGUGUUCCCCUUCCAGCUCCUGCCCAACCUCCCCCACUCCCUGUACCCCUUCACAGACCGCGCCCUCGCGCACAGCCUGCUGGUCAAGGCCGAGCCAAAGUCGCCCCGGGACGCCCUCAAGGCCGCUGGCCCCAGCGCCGAGUCACCCUUCGACCUCACCACCAAACCCAAAGAGGCCAAGCCCGUCCUGCCGGCGCCCAAGGUGCCCCCGGCCCCGGCAUCCAGCGAGGAGCAGCCGCUGGACCUGAGCAUCGGCAGCCGCGUGCGCGCCAGCCAGAACGGAGGGACCCGGGAGCCGCGCAAGAACCACGUGUAUGGCGAGCGCAGGCUGGGGGCCGGGGAGGGGCCGCCCAAGGCGUGCCCGGCGCAGCUGCCUCAGCAGCCGUCCCUGCACUACGCCAGGCCGUCGCCCUUCUUCAUGGACCCCAUCUACAGCAGGGUGGAGAAGCGGAAGGUGACCGACCCGGUGGGAGCCCUUAAGGAGAAGUACCUGCGGCCGUCCCCACUGCUCUUCCACCCCCAGAUGUCAGCCAUCGAGACCAUGACUGAGAAGCUGGAGAGCUUUGCGGCCAUGAAGGCGGAAUCCGGCAGCUCCUUGCAGCCCCUCCCCCCCCACCCCUUCAACUUCCGGUCCCCACCCCCGACGCUCUCGGACCCCAUCCUCAGGAAGGGCAAGGAGCGCUACACGUGCAGGUACUGUGGCAAGAUCUUCCCCCGAUCAGCAAACCUCACGAGGCACCUGAGGACACACACCGGGGAGCAGCCGUACAGGUGUAAGUACUGCGACCGCUCCUUCAGCAUCUCCUCCAACCUCCAGCGGCACGUCCGGAACAUCCACAACAAGGAGAAGCCCUUCAAAUGCCACCUGUGCAACCGCUGCUUCGGGCAGCAGACCAACCUGGACAGACACCUGAAGAAGCAUGAGCACGAGCACGCUCCAGUGAGCCAGCAUUCGGGGGUCCUCACGAACCACCUGGCGACCAGCACCUCCUCCCCCGCCUCCGAGUCGGACCACCAUGCACUUUUAGAUGAAAAGGAAGACGCCUAUUUCUCAGAAAUCAGAAACUUUAUUGCCAACAGCGAGAUGAACCAAGCAACAACGCGAACAGACAAACGGCCGGAAGUCCAGGACCUGGACGGUGCCCCCCCGUGCCCGGGCCUGGCCGGCGGGAAGCCCGAGGAUGCAGAGGAGGAGGAAGAGGACGAGCUGGAGGACGACGGCGACAGCCUGGCGGGGAGGUCCCAGGACGACACCGUGUGCCCCACGCCGGAGCCCCAGGCUGCCUGCGAGGACGAGGAGGACGGGCCCGCCUCCCUGGCCAUGGGCUUCGACCACACCCGAAGGUGUGUUGAGGAGCGACCAGGCGGUCUGUUGGCUUUGGAGCCGAUGCCGACUUUUGGGAAGGGGCUGGAUCUCCGCAGAGCAGCUGAGGAAGCAUUGGAAGUUAAAGAUGUGCUUAAUUCCACCUUAGAUUCUGAGACUUUAAAACAGACCCUGUACAGGCAGGCUAAGAACCAGGCGUAUGCAAUGAUGCUGUCCCUUUCUGAGGACGCUCCUCUCCACACCUCCUCCCAGAGUCCUCUGGACGCUUGGUUGAACAUCGCGGGAGCCACGCCAGAGUCCGGAGCCUUCAACCCCAUCAACCACCUCUGACUGCCCCCCGAAGGGCUGGGGUCAGAGUCCAAGCGAGGCCACCACGGGCCCCCGACGUCCCGACAGAAAUCCCAGCUGCGGAAGAUGGAGGCCAGGGCCUUGGGGAGCCAGAGCGGCCCGGGGCCGAGGAGACCCCUUGUCACCUGCGUCUGACCUCUCCUCAGCGUCUGUGCCGCCGGCCAUGGUCCAACUUUAACUUUUCCAACGAAAACUCAGAACCCGGAGUCCUCGGAGCCGUCGUAGGGUUUCACCGGCUCUAAGAACUGGUCUUGAGGACGGCGUUCGAGAUGGUUCAGCUCACAGUGUCCGGGUGCAGCGCGGGGGGGCUGCUUUGCAGAGUCAAGCCCGUGGGCGAGGGUGGGAUUUGAACCCCAAACUGAGGCCGGCGGGCCGCUCCCAGGCGCCCGCGUGCUGUCUCGAGAGGGAACGGACAGCUGGGUGUGCUCUAAGGAGGGAAUCGCCCAGAUGAUUUUUAUAAUGAAGAUUACAAGAAUGACCCUUUUGGUAAUCUUAUUGACGACAGAGUCUAUUUAAGCAUGUGGUUUUAAAAAUAGACAGUAUUUUUUAAAAAGCAAAAUCAAAAAGUGACUUGCCAAUUGUUUUUUAAAAGUAAUUUUGCAUUGCUUUGAAAUCUCCGCUUAUUUGCAAACCCAAACCUGCCUGGGAGCCAGCACUGCCUUUGGGGGUGUUCUUUAUACUGUAGAUGCAGAGAAAUUUUCUAUCUCUGACCGUAUUUGUAAAGCCAAGGUGAUUCUGGGGUCCCCCCCGGGCAGAACUGAGUUUGGGGGGCCGACUCCCGUGAGCAGUUUCGGACUGUGCCCGGGAAUCAGAUACGGUGUCCUGGGCUGGCCCAAGGCUGGGACUCGGAGAUGUGCCUGUCAUCGUGUGCCACGCGAUUCGUGCCCGUGGCCCCCAUCCAGACGCCCGGUUGUGUGGGGGAGGGCGGAGCGGUGGCUGGUUCCCUGAUGUUCUCCCCACAAGGGCUGUGCCUCGGCCACCCCACACCAGCCCGCCCGCCACCGUCCUCAGAAGGCAGGCCUGCCGGUCACGUUCGGAUCUCCAGCCCUCACCCACCCCCGGUCAGACGGACAAGGGGGAGGAAGCGGGCCUCCGCGGGGGCCACCGGGGGCCACACUUCAAGGCUCCCUUUUGCUCCAGGCCGCCAAGCUCCACGUGCACCUGACACCCCAAGACACGACUGCCACUUCGCUCUUUGUGUGGGCUCCUGGCGGGCAGGACCCGGCUCCAGAACGAAGGGCGUCCAGACGCGACCUACCGCAAAGAGCAAAGACAGCACAGCCCCGUGGGGACGGCGCCUCCCCGGGGACCAGGCUACUUCUCCACUCGGAUGGGCUUUAAAUUAUUCCCGUAGGGGCCAAUUUCGAGUAAUCGUUUGUUUUCCCUGAUGGAAUUGACCUUAAUCUGUAUAUAACUUGUAAUUUUUUCUAAUUCAUUUCUUUUCUUAUUUUAUUUCUUCCUUAACAGUAUUUUUGGCAUUAGACAUUCUUAUUGUGAAGAAAUAAUGUUAAUAUAAGUAUCUAGUGAAGGACCAAAACCGUGUAAUAAGGUCGUGUGAUGUGUGAUCAGUAACCAGGGAGUGGGGCCGUUUUGAAAGUGCCAAAUACCCCGCGUCCCCCGCGCCCAGCAGAUCCUGCUGCCCGUUUUCCAGACAAUCAUGUGUUUCUGUUCAAUUUGAGUUUCAGCUGCGUUUAAGACAAGUGCUCUAUUUAUUUCUUUUCUUGUUUGGAAGAUAAGAAGCAGAAUAGCAUCCUGAGAAGAAGAGAAAAAAAAAAAAUCUCCCAAGUUGCCCUAAAAAACGUGUGAAAAUACAAACGGCUGUGGAGUGGCCAAGCGUUCAGCCACUCCAGGCCAAGACAAUCGUCCACCCGGGCACUGGGGGUCCAGCCUCGUGCUGGAGACCUGCGGUGGGGAGUCCCCGGGGGCGCACAGACCUGCGGGUCCCAGUGAAAGGGCUUUGGCCCUUCCCAGAUCCAGUCGAGGUGACAGGCUCAGAGCACCUGGCAUGUGGGCGCCGGCUGGAAGGUCGCCCCCGGGGCAGCCGGAGAAGCUGCUGGUGGAGGACGGGCCGUGGCCACACCCGUGAGGAUCUGCAGACUCAACGUCGGGCUCACACCUGCUCGGAGGCAUCCUCGACCCGCCUCGGCCAGACCCGCCUGGUGUGUAGGAAUUUCCAACUUCCCCUCCGCCGAGAUGGGACCCCCUUGAAAAGUCAACCUCAGAUACCAGCUCCCCAUUUCUGUAAACCCAAAUUAUAUGAUUUCUUCUGCUAAAGAAUAAGGUGUGUGCUUUUUUUUGCGAUAUGACUCUCUCAGUCCAAAACAGGACGUUUGGGCUGGGGGAGACCCGAGGGUCUGUUCCCUGCGGCCCGGCCCUGCCGUUCACCUCUGGUCUCUCUGUGACCGUCACGGUCGGACUUCUGUGGGCGAUCUUCUUAAACAUUAUCUCUUCCCUUUCCUUCUUUUCUUCCCCUUCCCCAAGAAGCCCGGUUGCACAUUUUAAGUCCUGUUUUCUUGUCCUUCUGAAAACGAUUAGAGCAAGCCCAGUUUCUCCUCUGGCCUGAACACUUGGCCGGCCUGGGGGGUGAGGUGGGGUCUGUCCUUGUACCCCUGGGCAAAGAAAGCACUUACUUCCUAUGCCUGGUGUGUCCGUGAAGCCCGGUUUCAGAGCUUAGCGUUGCUCCCAACCACAGCGAGCUGCCCCCCCUCUGGCCUUUCUCUGCCCCGUGGGCUCUAGCACCAGCUGCUUGUUCAGGCCCCAACGCCGCCACGUGCCGGGGGACCCUCUGGGGUUGGGGUCUGGGAGCCAGGGAGCCCGGGCUGGAGAAUUCCAAGAUCCCAGCUUCGGAGCGCAGACACAGCAGGCAGCUGGCUGGCUGACCACUCUGUCCGUGGGCGGGUGGCCAGGGUCAGGGCUGUGGACUGGGUGUCCCACUGGGCCAGGUGUGUCCGGGGCCAGGACCCUUCGGUCGAGCCUCUGCUGCUUCCCUCUCUGGACUGUGGACACUUACCCCCAAAUGGAAAUUCGAAAGGAAGCCCCCUCCCCUUUCCCUCCUCCGCCCCUCAAACCCCAGUCCCCCGAGGACCCACACCCUCUCAUUCCCAGGACCAUGGGGUAGGAUCCCAGGGCAGCCAAUGCUUUGGCCGGCCAGCCCUUCAGCCCCCCGAUCUGAACCCAGGGGCGUGCGCUCCUGCAUCUGGCCUGGGACCCUGGGGUGCGGACGAGUGGACAGGGUGAGCCUGAGAGACUGCCCGGCCGGCGUGGCCUUCCUGCACAAAGCCAAGGGUGCAGCCAGUGUGUCCAGACCCUGACUGGCCCUGGAAGCCCUGAGGGCCCUCGGCCUUCUCUGUCCUGGCUGCUUCCUCAGUUCACAAAGCACUUACCUGAAUACACAUCCCUCGUGUUCGCCCCGAAGCCUCAAGCACUGGAUUAUGGAGCCCCUGUGCCCCGGCCCCCCGGCCAAGUGACUGAAAUCUACUGAGCUGUAUUCACUGUGCUGUCCUGGGGGAGGGGCAAGGGGCAGCACCCCCCGGGAGAGCACCCUGCACUGCUGCCCGGGGUAGGGGGACGGACAGGGAGCCGGGCACCUCGCUCCCCUCCCGGCUGGGGACGCGAAGAUACGGUUGCUCCUGGUCGGUGGAGGUCAGCCGGGUCUCAAAAGCCAUGAAACUGUGUCUCUGUAGCAAUGAGUGAUACUGUGACUAAGACGUCCUCACGUUAUUCCAAGGAGCGAUCCUUUUCUCCUGCCAUUCCAGUGUUUUUGUUUUAUUUCUUUUCUGUCACUGAUUCAUAUUACCACUUUUGGAAAAAAAUAAAAGAAGAUGAAAUGAAAAGGCAGCUUGAGUUUCCAAAUGUGCAAUUCACUUGUGAACAAAGUAACCCUAAAGGUUCCUUUCCAUGCAUUUUGCAUCCUCUGUUCUGUUCCAGACGAGGGAAGCUGAGCCCCGUGUCAGAAUACGGCACUGAAAGCAUCUGUAUGCGUACGCUGGUGACACUCCAAACCUGUGCACCCAUGUCAUCCUUCACCAUUGUUACAUUACAGAUUCGGUUUCUUUUAUUUUCUUUCAGAGCUAUAUAAUGUUGUAAAAGAAAUCAAAUGUAAAUGUCUGGUUUUCAUAGAAUGUUUUUUAAAAAACCAUUGAGAAGGAGGCUGGUGUGUGUCCCACGUCCCCCGAUUGUAAAUUGCUUCUGUUCUAAGUAAACUGUGCAUGGCUCGUGUGUAGCAGUCAUUACCGUGUCUGUUCGUGAAAUUUUUACAGAAAGGAAAAUCCCGUAGAUGCAGUUACUGAAUCUGUGAUUAGGGUCUACGUCCUCAAGACUAGACGUCUCGAACUGCCCACGCGGAAGAUGCAGUUCUUAAUCCAUACGGAAAUCGCUGUGGGAGAAGGAAAUAAAAAGGACACCAAGUGUAGGAGUCAUUCAGAGAGCGAUUCUGCAGAUUUCAUUUGGAUGCUUGUGAUAAAGACAGAUGUACUUGUGUAGAGAAACGUCUUUAAGGUGAAGCCUAGGAGACGCCGAUUUCGAGGCUGACGCUGUAGUCUAGGACUGUACACCAAAUGUAAUCUUUCCGAAGCUACGAUGAAUUUAUACAUGAGA